Molecule: messenger RNA, 4666 nt
Organism: Cyprinodon variegatus (sheepshead minnow)
Lineage: Eukaryota; Metazoa; Chordata; Actinopteri; Cyprinodontiformes; Cyprinodontidae
Gene: rnd1b
Product: rho-related GTP-binding protein Rho6
Exons: 5
Coding region: 150-848 (232 amino acids)
Biological process (GO): small GTPase-mediated signal transduction
Molecular function (GO): GTP binding; GTPase activity
Source: RefSeq, a predicted model, not a curated record
UCCUCCAACAAACACAAGCUGCGACGCACUUUCACACUGGGACCGUAUCUGGGCUGCUCCUUUGCUUGUUCUUUUGUUUCAUUUUUUGUUUGUUUGUUUUUUUGCUAUUUAUUUCUGGGUGGAGACAACUCUGGAGUGCGCCUGUAAUCAUGAAGGAAAGGAGAAAUACGCAGCCGCUGGUGGUGAGAUGUAAACUGGUUCUUGUGGGAGAUGUUCAAUGCGGAAAAACGGCAAUGUUACAAGUGCUGGCCAAGGACUGCUAUCCAGAGACAUAUGUGCCAACGGUGUUUGAAAACUACACAGCCUGUCUUGAGCUGGAGGAGCAGCGUGUGGAGCUGAGUCUGUGGGACACAUCAGGUUCUCCAUACUAUGACAAUGUAAGACCCCUAUGCUACAGUGACUCUGACGCAGUCCUGUUGUGUUUUGACAUCAGCCGCCCAGACACAAUGGACAGCAGUCUCAAAAAGUGGAAAAGUGAAAUUCUGGACUUCUGUCCAAGCACGCGAAUUCUGUUGAUUGGCUGUAAGAUCGACCUUCGUACGGAUGUGUGCACCCUCAUGGAGCUGUCCAAUAUGAAACAGACACCAGUUACCUAUGAGCAGGGCUCUGCUAUGGCCAAGCAACUUGGUGCUGAAGCCUAUUUGGAGUGCUCGGCCUUCACCUCGGAGAAAAGUAUUCACAGCGUGUUUCGUACUGCAGCAAUGGCCUGCAUCAACAAACUACAGCCCCUCCCAAAGUCCAGCCCUCCCCGUCGGCUCUCCAAAAGACUCCUUCACCUGCCCAGCAAGUCGGACCUUCUCUCCUCCACCUUCAAGAAGGAAAAGACCAAGAGCUGCUCGGUGAUGUGAAGGAGGAGAGAACAGGGCUCAGCUCCUCGUACGCGACUCCCAGCCCCAGCCUAUUUGGUCUCGGGGAAGGGGGGGUGGGCAUGAUGGUUUUAUCAGGGCUAUCCUGCUGAAUCCUUCCCUCACCCCCCCGAAUACCAAACAAACCCUCAGAAGAGACGGACACUUAGCUGUCCACUCUCUCCUGAACCUUUGAGUUCAUAACCCAUGUUUCUUUUUAUUACACUUUUCAAAUAAAACAGUAUCAGUAAGGUAAUUUUGUUCAACAAACUAGAACAGUGUUUCAUCUGUCUGACAAUCCACAGGCACAUCUUAAUUUUAUCCUAAUUUUAUGAAAGUCUGCAAUGUUUAAGCUUGCGACAUCAAUGCCUCUCAACAAUCUCAAUAUAUAUUUUUCUAACAAACCUACAUAAAUCUAGCAUGCAUCUGUUGGGAAUUAGCAAAAAAGCAACUUUCCCUCUCUAAAAGUGGUGUGAAAUGUCGCCUGUUUUACCCUAUCCAGAUGACAGAACAGAGGGAGAAUAGAAGCAAAACUCACCGAGAGCCAACACUCAGAGAGGAGUUCUAACCAUCUCAGUGGUGAUGUGAGCUGGAGAAGGUAGUGCUGCUGCACCUUUCAUCCACCUGCAUGGGCUGAAGAUCGGUGGCUGUGUAGCUGUUCACGGCGCUGCUCCACAAACUUUCAGUGGAGCAUGUAGCACAGGCUGGUAGGGGUCUCUAUUUGCAAAAACAACUGCAGAAAACGGUUCAGAAAAUAGGAGUAAAAGUUUGGAAAGGUUUCAUUCACUACAGGAGUCACUAUUACUGCUAAUGUAUCAGAAAUAGGAAGGUAAAUCGGCUUUUUGUUGCCAUCAGAAGCAUAAACACACAAGUUUCCAGCUGUGAGCUGUGGGGUGUUCUCUACGACGAAGUGCUUGAGUACUUAAAGGGAUGAAAAAGGCUGUUUUAAAAAAAUGUAAGAUCAUUGCUGCUUGGCUCCUGUUGAAAAUUUACUGUGUUUUAUCGGAUAUACUUCAAAAAAGAUUUGUAGCAUUACAAUGUUGGCACUUUUUUCAGUUGUAUGCAGUUUGAAAAAUAAUGCCUUUAAUUUCAUGUACCCAGAAGGUCAGUAAAAUUUACCAAUACUGUAAAAUGCCUGUGGAUAUGCAUUGAUCUAAUGUAGCACUCAAAACUCUAUUCUUCCAAGACAACUAUAGUUUAUGUGUCGGCACAAUAGAGUCUCUCGACCUUCAAUAAGCAUUUCUUACUGUAGGUGAGAACGGCAGUGGAGCAAAAAUCGGGCGCUUUUUGUCGACACCUUAAAUCUUUGGCUUCAUGGUUAUGUGUCUGCAGCUGUGAGUUCUGCGCUUCUGACCGUAAAGCAAUAAUGAUUGAAGUGCUUGUGUUACAAAGUGUGGCAAUAAUGCAGCUUUGUGAUUACUGUUGUGCUCUAAGUAAUCGGUGGACAGAUAUGUCAUUGAUUAAAACCAUCUCUGCUGUACAAACGGACUGCUGAUCGCUGUCUGCCCUUUCUUCUGUGUAGUCACUGUUUUUUUGAAUAACCAGUGACGAAGAAACCAGAGUAGAGAAAAAGGGCAACGUGCCUCUUUUAGCUAAAAUGUGUGUCAUUUUGCUGAUGUAAGGUUUGCAACACCAUGCAAAAGUAUUCAUACUGCCUAUACCCUUUUUUGCAAAAGAUACCUUGAACUAAACCAAUCUAUUUAACCUCUGGUUAUUUAGUAAAGGUUAGUGGCCUGCUGGAAUGUGAACCUGUUCCUCUAAAGGCAUGACUCUCCCAUUUCUAUGUUUGUGAUAAUAUAGGCUAAAAAAAAAAAUCCUACCAUUAAAUCAUAGCAUGUUCCUCCACAUGUUGGCUCGAUCGACUGGAUAUGCGAAGGGAAAAAAGAAAAAAUAAAUUUAUAUUUUGAACAAAACAUAUUAUUGAAUAAAUCUCUAUAACCUCAAAUUAUUUUUUAAUUUUAAUAAACUGGAACACAGUGUUGCACAGAAGCAUUUUAGAUGUGCAGAGCCACAACCCACUCUUAAAGCCACACAUCUGAACAUUGAUGCUGGCAAAGAAAAAAAAAUGAAAAUGCAUUAGAUGAAAAGCCAAAAGCAUUGUUUAUCCCUUUUAGGAGUCUUGAGUGGUGGCUACGCAUUUUAGCAGCACACUAAAUCUGAAGACGCAUUUUUAUGUUUAAAGUAAUUUUACAAAGGGAAGCAGCGGCAUAUUAAACAUAGCACAAAGCUUAAGCUAAUGUAAAAUAAUAACCUUAUGUCUUCGAAUUUUUUUUUUCUUCAAAAUGUUAAGAAUAUACUACAUUUUUUCAGGAUGUUGCUAUCCAGCUUCAAUCUAAAGUAUUUUGACAACCAUAGUGUCCCCAGUUUUGCAGAUCAUCCAAUGUUUUUUUUUCCAAGAACCACAUUUACUCUAAUAUAUAUCUCCAGUAACAAGAAUUUAAGUGUAGGAUUAAUAGCUGGUUCUGCUUCAUGGUUACCAAAAGUAACCUUUUGUUAUUAAUAUUCUCCUUGUCUGGCUUGUUAGUCAAGACAGAUGACUGUUUCUUGAUUCCUAUUCCGCUUUGAUUACCGAUUAUAAAUUGAAAGCUUUUAUCUAGGAGUUUCAAAGCUUGAGGUUUUAUUUAAUGAAGUAAAAUAAAACUUCUCUAGUUCUUUCUUCCUUAGCUGUCUGCUGUGUUCCUCAGUCAUGAAGAAGCUGUCUGUUCAGUUAUGUUCACAAAAAAAUCUCAGAUGCCUUCAUAAAACAGCUGCAUUUAUACUGAGAUUAAACUAGUCAAUAGGAAACUUUUUUAAAAAUAUUAAGAUCCUUCACCAUGGGUUUUGUAUAGGUAUGUCAGAGUAAAUCAAAUUAAAUUCAAAUGCAGGCAUCAUUUUGCUUUUAAAAAAAGUGAAAAUCAUGCAUUCCUUUCCACUUUAUAUACUUUUCCUUCAACUUUUCAUAACUACCCUCUGUUAGUCUCAUAAAACAUUUGUGAAACUGUAAAAAAGCCAAAAGGCUAUGAAUGCUUUUGCAAUGCCCUUAAACUGUGCUGUUUGAGUAAGUUAGCAAUUACACACUUUAAACAUGAAACGUAUACUUUAAAAGGGAUCAGUUUUUAAUGAAGGGCUUGUGUGUGAUGAAAAUAAAAUGGGACCGAGGGAAACAAGUAAUCCAACUGCACAGGCUGGCCCUGUCCAAAGAAAGCUAUUUUUCCAUUCUUCUUUUAUGUGUAUUUUUCACUAUCUAAUGCAUGAUGUGAGUUCUCAUGUCAUCUUGGAAAUAUUUAGCUGAGAUGACUGUUUUGUCUUAACGAUGUGUGGACCCCCCCUGGUUUAGAACAACUUAAAGUGAUCAAUCACACAAAGGCUUCCAAAGUUCCUCUCAUUGCCUUGCAGCGGUUCAGUCUGCAGCUCUGCCAGUGGUUGUGGACAGAAGUCAUCAGUCAACUGGCAGACAUUCCCACACCUAUUACUAUACCAUUAUAUUACCAACUUUUCAAAUAAAAAAGGAAGUAUUUGCUGAUGUUUUUGUCUGAUGCGAAGCCUUUCUGUAAAGGGAGGCUCAGGCGGCUCGGUGACCAUGUCAGUUAUUAUGCAGCCAUUGUGUUGUAGUCAGUGUUUGGUACAAAUGGUGCCGUCAAACUCCUAAGCAUGUCCUAUUAAACUUGUAUGAUUGUAUAUACCGUCUCUUGUUUUAUAGUUCUGAAAUGAUCGUUCCUGAUGUUAGUAUUUAUUUAAAGGCUUCAUUUGCCUUUUUUUUCAGUGACAUGUAUGUUUGCUUUAAAUAUUUUUUUGAAAUGAAAUAUUUUCUUUUUUUUUUGUUGAUGUUUACUGUUGAAUAA